AUGUUUGAACAGCCUGUUGUGACAUUUGAGUCAGGCCGAGGAUUCAGUCUCAUUGGUGCAGACAUUCUUAUUGAUCAUGAUGAAUUUGAAGGAGUUCACAUUGCAGCCAAGAACCUGUCCAAAGACUUUACUAGAGUCACUGGCCAAGGCGGCAAUGUAGUUCUGACCACAGCAACUGACCGCGUCGAGUCUAAAUCUUGCGUUAUUGUGGGAACGCUGUCAAAGUCAGCAAUAAUCAAGAAGCUAGGAUCCGACGGGAAAAUUGACAUUUCCGGUAUCGAUGGGAAAUGGGAAUCCUGGGUCACGCAAUGUGUCUCCAAUCCAACUGAGGGCUAUGACAACGCCUUGGUAAUUGCCGGCAGCGACAAGAGGGGUGCUAUUUACGGCAUAUACUCUCUGUCCGAACAGAUUGGCGUCUCUCCAUGGUACUGGUGGGCGGACGUUCCUCCCAAAGUUCAUGACGAAGUUUAUGCCCUCCCUGUGUCAACCCGCAACGGCGAACCAAGCGUCAAAUAUCGUGGCAUUUUUAUCAAUGAUGAAGCGCCAGGAAUGGACUCCUGGGUCCACGAGAAAUUCGGCCCCAAGUUUGAUUCCAACUUCUACCACUUCGUGUUUGAGCUACUCCUUCGGCUUAAAGCCAACUUUAUGUGGCCUGCCAUGUGGAGGGGAUACCCGUACCCGGGCAGAUCAUUCUUCGUUGACGAUCCUAAAAACCAGGCUCUUGCCGACACUUAUGGGGUAGUAAUGGGCACUUCUCAUCACGAACCAAUGCAACGCGCCAUGAACGAAUGGUCCACCACACAGCCAGAGAACACUUGGAAUUGGGAGACCAAUAAGGAAAAGGUCACAGAAUAUUUCAGAUUUGGCGCAGAGCGAGCACGACCUUUUGAGUCGUACAUCACUAUGGGCAUGCGAGCAGAAGGUGACAAUCCUAUCGACGGCAGUGACCCUAAGAAGAUCCUUGCAGAAGUUCUUGAUGUGCAAAGAGGUAUUAUAGAGGAAAAUUACGGGAGUAAGGGCGGGGUGAUGCAAUUGAUGGCACUAUACAAUGAGGUGCAAAAGUAUUAUGACGAUGGGCUGGAGAUUCCAGAAGAUAUCACACUCCUUUUCUCUGAUGAUAAUUUUGGCUCUCUGCGCCGAUUGCCGAAUGAGCAAGAGAAGAUGCGCCCCGGCGGCUCCGGAGGGAAAGCAUGGCACCAACUACAACUAGCACAUGCCCAAGGCGCAAAUCGCAUCUGGGUCUUCAACGUUGGCGAUCUCAAGCCUUGCGAAGUGCCCAUGAGCUUUGGGUUUGACCUUGCUUGGGAUGUCCAUUCCAUCGGUGCCGACUCUUUUCCCCAAUAUUACGAGGAACUGGCAACGCGAGAAUUUGGGCGCAAACACGCAAAGGGUAUCGCCAGGGCCUGGUACGACUUUGACCGUCUUGUCGCACUGCGGAAACAGGACCACAUCGAUGUGAGCACAUUUACUCUGCUCAAGUACCACGAAGCAGACAAUAUUGUCGCGCGUUGGAAGACCCUGCUGCAUGAUGCGAAGACAAUCAACGCCAAAAUGGACAAGGAGUACAAAUCCGCCUUCUUCCAGCUGGUUCUCCACCCUAUCAAGGCAUCCUAUCUGUGUACCUUGCUCCGAGUAACCCAGUAUAGAAACCAACUGUUUGCCAAGCAGCGUCGAAACACUACAAAUGUGCUAUUCCACCGGAGUCUCGAAAUCCUCAACAAAGACCAUGAUCUUAUGAUGGAAUACCAUACCAUUAACGGUGGCAAGUGGAACCAUAUCAUGAGGCAGCCGCACUACGGAUAUGGAGAUACUGGUGCUCAACCGUCAAGAAAUAUGAUUGACGGUCUGUGCUACGUCCAGACUAGAGAGGAUUCCAACCCCAGCGUUGGGCAUAUGGGCAUUGCUGUGGAAGGCAUUGAAGGCGUCAAUCCCGGACAUAUCAAUGAGGACUCGGACCGAACUCAUCCAUCCCGCAAGUGGCUGGAGCCGGGAGUGACUCUCCCCUUUAUCACUCCGUACGGCCCGCAGGACCGGUAUUUUGAAGUUUUCCACCGCGGAACAAAAGCAUUCUCCUGGGUCGCGAAACCGCAGUACGACUGGAUCAAGCUCACUCAGUACCAAGGCCAUCUCAAACCUGAAGAUGACGAUACCAAGGUGGUUCUCACUAUCGACUGGACGCAAGUUCCCGCCAACUUUGAUGAAAAGGUAAUCAUCGAAGUCUUUGGUUCUCUAGAUGGCUACGAAAAAGUCCACUUGACUGUGCGCCAUAGUCGGGUCCCUGCCGAUUUCACCGGCUUCGUCGAAACGAGCGGCCACCUCGCCAUCGACGCAGGCAAAUGGGCUACAUCCCCAUAUCAGGCUCUUCCAGCACUGGGCCGCACCGCUGCAGGAUCUGUGACUUUGCCAAUCGGCACCGACCUGAGCAAUCCCGAUGACAUUCCGUUCCUGCGCUACCCUAUAUAUGUUCUCUCUGAUCGCGACAACGCCAACCUCGAGCUGCAAUUCAACAUGACUCUGGAAACCGACCCGCAGAGCCGCAUGGAGUAUGACAUCCGCUGGGACGGCGGAGAAAUCAAGCGAUACCGCCUCACUGACGAUGAUCCCGGCAAUGACCGCGGCCUCCCGCGAGGCUGGAACGUGGCCGUCAUGGAUUGCGUCUGGAAAAAGUCCCAUGGCAUUGGGCACGCCACAGUCGGCGCUCACACCAUCGAGGUGCGAUUCCGCAAGCCCAACAUGAUUCUGGAGAAGCUUGUUCUGGAUCUUGGGGAUUUGCGGCACACGUACUUGGGCCCCCCUGAGAGCGACUACGUCGAGGGCACCAGCCGCGCAGCCACCUGCAUUGGACACAAUGAUCGGCUAAGCUUGGAUUUGAGAUGUUGA
This is a messenger RNA of Metarhizium acridum CQMa 102, 2880 nucleotides long. The record is from RefSeq and is a predicted model, not a curated record. NCBI's taxonomy places the organism in Eukaryota, Fungi, Ascomycota, Sordariomycetes, Hypocreales, Clavicipitaceae.